AUGAUUCCAAUUUAUUUUGAUUUAAUAAUAAGUGGUUCAUAUGAUUUAUUAAUAGAACAUAGUUGUAAAUUAUUAAGUCAAUUUAUUUAUAAUUCAUCAAAAUUUGUUCGUUCAUUAGGACAAACAAGUAUUGAAUUAAUAAGUUUUGUUCGAAAUGCACGUUUACCAUUAUUAUCAUCAAAUAUUGUUAAAUCUGAUUUAAUUGAAGAAAAAGAUGAAGAAACAUUGGAAAUUAUUCAAUUAAUUCCAUCAUUAGCUGGUGGAUUUCCAUAUUUAUCAUAUAUAAAAAAUGCUCGUUAUAAUAGUCGUGAUGCUGUAUGGUGGUGGUUAUGUUCAAUAUCAAUAUAUACGAAAUUAGUACCUAAUGGUUAUAAUAUACUUAAUGAUAAAGUUUCACGUUUAUAUCCAAAUGAUUAUAAACGUGGAUUUGGAUAUAAUUUAGAUUCAUGUAUGAAAGAUGAAGGAUUUAUUAUUGAAAUAAGUAUUGAUCAAAAAACUGGUUUUGUUUAUGGUGGAAAUCGUUGGAAUUGUGGUACAUGGAUGGAUAAAAUGGGUUCAAGUGAAAAAGCAAUGAAUAAAGGUCAUCCAGCAACACCACGUGAUGGUUCAGCUAUUGAAUUAGUUGCUUUAUGUCGAACAACUAUUUCAUGGAUUAUUCAAAUGAAUAAACAAAAUUAUUUUCCAUAUGAUUCUAUUAAAAUAUCUUCAGAUUCUUCUGGUAAAACAAAAUUAUUUUUUACUGAUUGGUUAAAUCGUAUUGAUGAAAAUUUUGAAAAAGAAUUUUGGAUUGAUCAAUCAAAUUUAUCUGAAUAUGUUAAUAGAAAACAAAUUUAUAAAGAUACAAUUAAUUCAACACUUAAAUGGACUGAUUUUCAAUUAAGACCCAAUUUUAUUAUUGCUUCUGUUAUUGCUCCUGAAAUGUUUAAUAAAACUCAUAUAUGGUUAGCAUUAAAACAAGUUGAAACAAUACUUUUAGGUAAAUAUGGAAUAAAAACACUUGAUCCAAGUGAUUAUAAUUAUGUUGGUGAUUAUAAUUAUGAUGAUGAUUCAUAUGAUUAUAAAUGUGCACAUGGUUUUAAUUAUCAUAAUGGUCCUGAAUGGUUAUGGUUAACUGGUUAUUAUAUACGUGCUAAACUUUAUUGGUCAAAAAAAAACAAAAUAAUUCAAAUAUAUAUGAUAAUACAAUAA
Messenger RNA from Rotaria sp. Silwood2, 1188 nucleotides. Lineage: Eukaryota; Metazoa; Rotifera; Eurotatoria; Philodinida; Philodinidae. The record is from the annotation of a GenBank genome assembly.